Molecule: messenger RNA, 1183 nt
Organism: Elaeis guineensis (African oil palm)
Lineage: Eukaryota; Viridiplantae; Streptophyta; Magnoliopsida; Arecales; Arecaceae
Product: NAC domain-containing protein 2
Biological process (GO): regulation of DNA-templated transcription
Molecular function (GO): DNA binding
Source: RefSeq, a predicted model, not a curated record
UGGCCAACGUUUCAAACACCCUACCACCUCUUUUAUUGCCUACUCUUCUCCUCUAGCUUAAGGUGGAGAGAGAGAGAGAGAGAUGAAUUUUGAGCUCCCCCCUGGUUUUCGGUUCCAUCCAACUGAUGAGGAGCUCAUCAUCUACUACCUUCGAAACCAUGGGAUGUUGGUGCCAUGCCCAAUUUCGAUCAUCCCAGAGGUGAACAUAUGUAAGUUCGACCCAUGGGAAUUACCAGGGAAGUCAUUCUUAAGGGAGGGAGUGUGGUAUUUCUUCAGCCCUCGUGACCUUAAAUACCCAAAUGGCGGACGGCCUAACCGAGCCACAGCGUCGGGGUAUUGGAAGGCCACAGGCACGGAUAAGGCCAUCUAUAGCAACUCCAAGCACGUAGGGGUGAAGAAGGCUCUCGUGUUCUAUAGGGGCCGGCCGCCUAAGGGGUCCAAGACUGAGUGGAUCAUGCAUGAGUACCGGCUAGCCCAACCGACUACUAAUGGAGCUCUGAAGCCUAACAAAUCCACGAGAGUGGAAGAAUGGGUACUCUGUAGGAUCCAUCAAAAGAAGCAGUCAAAGAGGAUUACAGAUGAUGGGCAAGAAGAUUCUUUUGUCAAAGAGACACCUCAUAUGAAAAUAACAAGCAAUUUGGAGGAGAAAGUGCCAAUAUUUCCCAGAUCAUCAUGCACUUUUGCGCAUCUCUUGGAGCCAGAUUUCAUCCUAGAUUCUCAACUGUUUGAUGAGUCCCAGUUUGGCCCGAUCGACGGGCUUUUCGACACCAAUCGCAGCGAUCGCCCCGCUGACAUGGUUAAAUUUCUGCAGGCCGAUGCGAUGAAACCUGUAGGAAGUGAUCAGAGUCUUCGGAUCAAGCACCCAAUCUUUGUUGAUCCAAUCUUCCAUCAUUAAGAUAUUAAUGGAAGCAAAAGAGAAGAGGGGAGUCAAGCUUGUUUGAGCUUGACCAUGAGCUUCUUCCACUAGUCAAAAGCUUGUACGACUUGUGGGGGAAAAAGAAAACUUGUACACUUUCUCCACUAUGAGAUGCUUGCAUGUGCUCUAAUUUGUAUACCCUGCUAUAGGACGGCUGGUAUCAAGGUUGUGUGAACAUGCGUGGAAAUUUAUGGGGGAAAAGGGAAUCAGACAAGGCUUGUACUUGGGUCAAUGUUUGAAAAUAUAAAUUCCUUUAAAUAUCUAUUU